UAUCAUUUCACCUGAGGUGAUACUAUAUACACAUGACAUCAGGACAAAGAUAAUUCAGUUGUCAUCCAUCAUGCCCCGCAUUAGAUGGAUAAAGUUAGUGGUUGCGAUCUGUAUCAGCACUUUGUCUAGCACAGAUUGUUUGGAAUGUUACAGUUGUACAAACAUUGAAGAUGUGAACAGUUGUAGAAACACAACACAAUGCCAAUUCGGCCAGGCAUGUUUCCUCGAACUUAAACAUGUAGCACAAACAGCAGUGUACACGCUCGGGUGUAGGGACAAUCAGUACUGCGUGAACCCAGCAGUAGGAGGAAGUGCUGGCCUUGUUGGACGGGACAUACAUGUACGACAAAUACAUGAUUGCUUUGAAUGCUGUAAUACCGAAAAUUGUAACAAGCAUCUUUGUGAACACCCAAAACCAUCCGCUUGUAUCGACGACCCAAAAGCAGAUUGUCCGUGGUUAAACACUGUAUUUAAUAUUUGCAAUGACACUCAUCACGCUAAAACCGAAUGUCCAAAGUUCUGUGGCUUGUGCACUCUAGUCGAUGGAAAUUGGGCAGCUUGGACAACCUGGUCACAAUGUGAUGUCACGUGUGAGAAUGGCACCCAAGUUAGGAAAAGAUCUUGUACGAACCCGGCACCAGCUGAUGGAGGUCUAGACUGUUUAGGAGACAGUAUUGAGAAAAAAGUAUGUGUGAAACAACUUUGUCCAGUUCAUGGAGGAUGGAGUAAGUGGUCACACUGGGAAUCUUGUCCAGUAACUUGUGAUAUCGGAAUUCAAAGACGACAUAGAAAUUGUUCAAAUCCUUACCCAGACAGAUUUGGUGACCAUUGUUUUGGUGAUUCAAUGGAUGACAAGAUAUGUACGCCAGGACCUUGUGCCAAUGGAGGCUGGUCACCAUGGGAUGUAUGGGGCACGUGUAGUAAAACAUGUGGUGUUGGACUUCAAUCAAGGUAUAGAACGUGUACAAACCCUUAUCCGUCUACUCUCGGACAAUCAUGUGCUGGAAAUAAUGUUCAUGUCCAAACAUGCAACACACAGUCAUGUCAAAAAGAUCCAGUUAUUGCGUUUGAAAGCAGUAAGUUGGAAAAUGAGACCUUAAAAGAAGGCGAGGUGUACGUGUUCACGAUAACGUUGAUGAAUAUAGGUGACGGGUACGACAAUUUGACUGGUAUAUUUACAGCUCCGGUAACUGGCCUAUACUCGUUUUCCACCCAACACUGUUUAUCUUACUCGAGAAACAGUAGUUCCAGUAUUUUCUCUUUUGUCGUCAACAAUAAGGAGAUUAAAAACAUCAUGUUCGAAAACUCGGAGCACGUAUCAUGCGGCACCUUUGAUGCUUUAACACAUCUAAAAAAAGGCGACCGGUUUUGGAUCAAGUGUACCAGUGAGUCGAGUUUGUAUGAGGACCUAGUCCGCUGGAACACGUUUUCUGGAUUUCUUAUACACACAUAGAGUUCUGGUUGUCAAGGUUACCGUUUA
Messenger RNA from Ruditapes philippinarum (Manila clam), 1480 nucleotides. RefSeq names its product hemicentin-1-like. The record is from RefSeq and is a predicted model, not a curated record. Gene Ontology annotation, molecular function: protein binding. The coding region runs from base 71 to 1453 and encodes 460 amino acids. The transcript is spliced from 10 exons. Lineage: Eukaryota; Metazoa; Mollusca; Bivalvia; Venerida; Veneridae.